AUGACUGUCUCUGUUAAUUAUCCAGAAGAAUUUAAAGGUUUUGCCAUUACAGAUCCAAAAGAUUGGGCAUCACCAAAAUUAACUUCAAUUCAACCAAAAAUUUUUGGACCAAAUGAUGUUGAUAUUGAAAUUGAAGCUUGUGGUAUUUGUGCAAGUGAAUUAUUUACUUUAAAAAAUGAAUGGUCUCAUGAUGAAUUAGCAUGUUUAAGUUCAACUUAUGGACCAAAAUGUCAAAUUGUUGGUCAUGAAGUUGUUGGUAAAGUUGUUAAAAUUGGUUCCGAAUGUAAAACUGAUGUUAAAUUAGGUCAAAGAGUUGGUUUAGGUGCUCAAGCUUCAUGUUGUGCUAAAGAAGAUUGUUCAAGAUGUAAUAGUGGUAAUGAACAAUAUUGUCCACAAAGUGUUGGUACAUAUGCUUCACGUUAUCCAGAUGGUUAUGUUUCUCAAGGUGGUUAUGCUUCACAUGUUAGAGCUCAUGAACAAUUAGUUUUCCCAAUUCCAGAUGGUAUUGAAUCUCACCUGGUUGCACCAUUACAAUGUGGUGGGUUAACUGUUUACUCACCAAUUAAAAGAGGUAUUCAAGAUAUUUUGGAUGCUGGUAAAGAACAACCAAAAGUUGGUAUUAUUGGUCUUGGUGGUCUUGGUCAUAUGGCUGUUAUGAUUUCCAAAGCAUUAGGUGCAGAAGUUACCACAUUUUCAAGAUCAAAUGCUAAAAAAGAUGAUGCUUUUAAGAUGGGUACUGAUAAAUUUAUUGCCACUGGUGAAGAUAAAGAUUGGGAAUCAAAAAAUUGGGAUCAAUUUCAUUUAAUUUUAAAUUGUGCAUCAGGUACAAGUGCAGUUGAUUUAGAUAAAUUAUUGAAAACUUUAAAAGUUAAUAGAUCUUUCAUUAAUGUUGGUUUACCUCAUGUUGAUGAAAAAUUUGAAAUUUCUCCUUUUACUUUUUUCAAAAAUGGUUCAACAAUUGGUUCAAGUUGUUUAGGUUCAAGAGCUGAAGCUAUUGAAUUAUUUGAAUUAGCUGCUAAACAUAAUAUUAAACCAUGGGUUGAAACAAUUAAAAUUGGUGAAGAAGGUGUUCAUGAAGGUUUAACAAGAUUAGAUCAAGGUGAUGUUAAAUAUAGAUUUACUUUAGUUGGAUUUAAUGAAUAUUUUGGAACUGGUAAAUAG
Hansenula ciferrii is the source of this 1161-nucleotide messenger RNA. RefSeq names its product NADP-dependent alcohol dehydrogenase (gene ADH7). The record is from RefSeq and is a predicted model, not a curated record. Gene Ontology annotation, biological process: alcohol metabolic process. Gene Ontology annotation, molecular function: alcohol dehydrogenase (NADP+) activity; zinc ion binding. The transcript has a single exon. The coding region runs from base 1 to 1161 and encodes 386 amino acids. NCBI's taxonomy places the organism in Eukaryota, Fungi, Ascomycota, Saccharomycetes, Phaffomycetales, Wickerhamomycetaceae.